GCUGUCUCUGCUUGUCAAAAGGCAGCUGCCGAGCGGGAGGCGCCGGGAGCGCGGAGCAGCGUGCCCACCCGCCGGACCAGGGAUGGAGGCCAUGACAGCCAGCGCUCCCUUGCCUGACCCUGGUGACUUUGACCGGAAUGUGCCCCGAAUCUGUGGGGUGUGCGGAGACCGAGCCACAGGCUUUCACUUCAACGCUAUGACCUGCGAAGGCUGCAAAGGCUUCUUCAGGCGGAGCAUGAAGCGGAAGGCGCUGUUCACCUGUCCCUUUAACGGGGACUGUCGCAUCACCAAGGACAACCGCCGCCACUGCCAGGCCUGCCGGCUCAAGCGCUGUGUGGACAUCGGCAUGAUGAAGGAGUUCAUCCUGACAGAUGAGGAGGUGCAGCGGAAGCGAGAGAUGAUCCUGAAGCGGAAGGAGGAGGAAGCCCUGAGGGACAGUCUGCGGCCCAAGCUGUCUGAGGAGCAGCAGCAGAUCAUUGCCAUCCUGCUGGACGCCCACCACAAGACCUACGACCCCACCUAUGCCGACUUCUCCCAGUUCCGGCCUCCAGUUCGUGGGGAAGGGGGUGGAGGAAGCCAUUCCUCGAGGCCCUCCUCCGUCCAAACGCCUAGCCUCUCUGGGGACUCAUCUUCGUCCUGCUCAGAUAACUACACAGCCUCUCUAGAUGUGAUGGAGCCAACCAGCUUUUCCAAUCUGGGUCUGAGGGAAGAAGACUCAGAUGACUCUUCUCUGACCCUUGACCUGUCCCAGCUCUCCAUGCUGCCCCAUCUGGCUGACCUGGUCAGUUACAGCAUCCAAAAGGUCAUCGGCUUUGCCAAGAUGAUUCCAGGGUUCAGAGACCUCACUUCUGACGACCAGAUUGUGCUGCUGAAGUCAAGUGCCAUCGAGGUCAUCAUGCUGCGCUCCAACCAGUCCUUCAUCAUGGACGACAUGUCCUGGACCUGUGGCAGCCCCGACUACAAGUACCGCAUCAGCGAUGUGGCCAAAGCCGGACACAGCCUGGAGCUGAUUGAGCCCCUCAUCAAGUUCCAGGUAGGGCUGAAGAAGCUGAACUUGCACGAGGAGGAGCAUGUCCUGCUCAUGGCCAUCUGCAUUGUCUCCCCAGACCGUCCCGGGGUACAGGAUGCUGCCCUGGUGGAGGCCAUCCAGGACCGCCUGUCCAACACACUGCAGACCUACAUCCGCUGCCGCCACCCGCCGCCGGGCAGCCACCUGCUCUACGCCAAGAUGAUCCAGAAGCUGGCUGACCUGCGUAGCCUCAAUGAGGAGCACUCCAAGCAGUACCGCUGCCUGUCCUUCCAGCCCGAGUGCAGCAUGAAGCUCACGCCCCUCGUGCUGGAGGUGUUUGGCAAUGAGAUCUCCUGACUAGGGUAGCCUGCUGGGGCUCCUGGGUGGGGCUGCUCCUCUGGGGCCUUGUGCCCCGGCCUGGGGCGUGCUACUGCCCGGCACACCUUCCUACCCCCUCCGGAGUUCAGCCCCUCCUCUCCCACCUCCCCUGCCACCCAACCCAGCCUGUCUCCUGUCCGACCUAACACCAGGGCUCCCUUUCCUGCCAGCCGCAGGCUGCCCCCAGUCCCGUGAGACCUCAGUGAGGAGUUGCUGUUUGUUUGAUAAAGAAACUCAAGUAGGG
Messenger RNA from Mustela erminea (ermine), 1631 nucleotides. It is a transcript of the gene VDR, whose product is annotated as vitamin D receptor. Gene Ontology annotation, molecular function: zinc ion binding; nuclear receptor activity; vitamin D response element binding. Gene Ontology annotation, biological process: multicellular organism development; positive regulation of transcription by RNA polymerase II; negative regulation of transcription by RNA polymerase II. NCBI's taxonomy places the organism in Eukaryota, Metazoa, Chordata, Mammalia, Carnivora, Mustelidae. Bases 83 to 1366 code for a protein of 427 amino acids. The transcript is spliced from 9 exons. Gene Ontology annotation, cellular component: nucleus. The record is from RefSeq and is a predicted model, not a curated record.